AUGGACUACACCACCGCCGCCUUCGCCGCGUCGCCGUCCCCGCGCCUGUUCACCACCCCCUCGCGCCUGUCCUGCUCGUGCCUAAUGCCGUCUUCGUUCAGCGGGCGCAGCCUCCCAGCGCUCCCGCUGCGCUCGCGCGCGCGCAUGCUGCGCAUGCAGGCGACGGACCCAGAGCCACCGCAGCCGCCUGCGGGAGAACAGGCCGAGGGCUCGGAGCCCGACCCGACCACGUCCGCCACAGAAAUUCUCGACACCCUGCGCGCGGAGGCCGCCGCAGAUGACACCCCAUCCGAGCGCUCCAUGCUCGGUGUGUAUCGCGACGUCGAUGGGAAGAGCAACGUUUGGGCCGUCGAGCCAGAGGAGAAGACGGAUACCGGACCUCAAAUUUCGAAGACUACCAUCAUUGUCGCUUCUGCCAUCUUCAUUGUCGUUGCCUUGCUCGUGCUCCCGUUGCUCCCGUUUACAAACCCCGAUCAGAUCUGA
Molecule: messenger RNA, 483 nt
Organism: Chondrus crispus (carragheen)
Lineage: Eukaryota; Rhodophyta; Florideophyceae; Gigartinales; Gigartinaceae
Exons: 1
Coding region: 1-483 (160 amino acids)
Source: RefSeq, a predicted model, not a curated record